Molecule: messenger RNA, 798 nt
Organism: Papaver somniferum (opium poppy)
Lineage: Eukaryota; Viridiplantae; Streptophyta; Magnoliopsida; Ranunculales; Papaveraceae
Exons: 1
Coding region: 1-798 (265 amino acids)
Source: RefSeq, a predicted model, not a curated record
AUGAAAAAGCUGUUUUUGGAGAAAUAUUCUCCUGCUUCUAAAGUUGCAGCUAUUCGUAAGAAAAUCAGUGGCAUUGUACAAAUCUCUGGAGAAUCUUUGUACGACUAUUGGGAGAGGUACAAGAGAUUUUUGGCGAGUUGUCCACACCAUCAGAUACCACCACAACUUAUUAUCACACACUUCUAUGAAGGGUUACUACCACAUGAGAGGUAUUUGAUUGAUGCGGCUAACAGUGGUGCACUGGCUAAUAAAUCCAUCGAGGAGGCUACUAGUUUGAUCGACAGCAUGGCUGAAAAUACGCAGCAAUUUUACACUAGAGAUUCAUCGGUGGUUAGAAGAGUUAGUGAGAUUGGAGAUUCAUCGUAUAUUGAGCAACGAAUAGGUAAUGUGGAAAAGAUGGUUCAACUGAUAGCUUUUGCAGUUAUUCUUACAUAUGAAGAUGAUGCUGAGGUGAAUGCUAUAUUUCCUAAUCAAAUGCAAAGGUAUGAUCGAUACUCAAAUACUUAUAAUCCUGGUUGUAAAGAUCACUCAAAUUUCAGUUAUGCGAACAAGCAAGCUGCAGCUCCUGAUCCAUAUGCGAUACAAGGUGGUUUUCAACAAUCACAACUCCAGCCUCAAACUCAGCAACAUACUCAUAGUUCCAAUUUAGAGGAGAUGAUGAAGGUUAUGAUGCAAAAACAAAAGGGAAUAUCUCAGAAACAAGACGUUAUUUUGCAACAAAACCUACAAUAUCAACAAAAGAAUGAUGCUGAUGUUAGAGACUUACAAAUGCAGAUGGGAAAAUGGCAACUGAUAUGA